AUGGCGCCCGUGGCAUCGACCUCGCCCGUGACGGGGAGCGUGGUGCCACCGUUCUACAUCCACUCGUCGUCGCGUCACUUCCGUACUGUCGACGGACGCACCAUCCUUCUACGUGGCAUCAACCUCGCCGCAUCAGCCAAGACCCCCGUCGGCCAACCGGGGGCCCAACUCGAUGGCUUCUGGGAACACGCCAAGGACGGCGAGAUGAGCUUCGUCGGGAGGGUGCUCGAUCUCCACAACGGCGUCGCCGAUCGUCACCUCGAGCGACUGCGCAGUUGGGGUUUCAACUGUCUACGAUACAUCGUCAACUGGGAAUCGAUAGAGCACAAAGGACCGUGAGUGAUCGUGGCGUGGCGUGGCGUGGGGAGGCAUGUGGCAUGGUGUUUUGAGUACUCUCUAGGCUCCAAGCUAACACCCCCACACUCGACUUCGCACCUCCAGCGGCCAGUACGAUCAAGAGUAUAUCGACUACACCGUAGCUCUGUUGCGCAAGUGCAAAGAACGCGGCUUCUUGGUCUAUAUGGACCCGCAUCAGGAUGUGGUGAGUCCCAUCACAGCACUGUGGAUCGAUCGCGGUGACCAAAUCUGACCCUCUUCAAAUUCUUCAGUGGUCACGAUUCUCUGGGGGGUCCGGAGCCCCCUACUGGACUCUCAUUGCGUGUGGACUCAACCCAGAAAAUUUUACCGUCACCAACGCCGCCGCGAUCGAAUGUGAAUGGCCCCACCCGGACCACCCCGAUCCGACCACGUUUCCGGCCAUGAUCUGGGCCUCCAACUAUUCACGACUCGCGGCGCAGACCUUGUUCACGCUCUGGGGAGCCGGCCGGGACUAUGCGCCCAAGUGCAUCAUCAACGGCGUCAACAUCCAGGACUUUCUGCACGAGCACUACUUCAACGCGAUAAGGCAGCUUGGGAACGCGAUUGCCGAUGCCGGCGACCUGCUCGACGAAUGUGUCAUCGGGUGGGAUUCGCUCAACGAGCCGAAUGCGGGCUAUCUCGGCAUCGACGACAUCACCCAACAUGGCAAAGAGAGUAUACUCAAGGUCCGAACGAUGCCGACCGCCUUUGAAGGGAUGCAAUUGGCGAUGGGGGAGGCCGUCGAGGUCGAGAACUGGCGAUUCAGCUCGCUCGGGCCGAAGCGGGACGGUUCGGUGCUCAUCGACCCGAAGGGGGCCCGUGCCUGGCUGGACCCGGACGCAGAGAACGACGGCUCACCAUAUGGAUGGGUUCGAGGAUCAGACUGGCAGCUGGGGACAUGUAUUUGGGGCCUGCAUGGCGUCUGGGAUGUCGAGACGCGCGAGGUGUUGCAGGCCGACUACUUUAAGUGGUACCGAGGGCCGCAACCGGCUGAGGAAGCGAGACGAGAGGUGUUCUACGGCAGCGACUACUGGCUCGCCCAUUGGCGGCAAUAUGCACCCAUCGUUCGCGAGUUUCACCCCGAGGCGAUCCACUUCAUUCACACCCCCGUGUUCCAGAUCCCGCCCAAGAUCGAAGGCCCCGAGAUCCAGAACCGCGCCGCCUACUCAACGCACUUCUACGACGGUCUGACGCUGGUGACCAAGCACUGGAACUGGUUCAACGCCGACGCACUGGGAAUCCUGCGCGGCAAGUACGCCUCGGUCGUGCUCGGCGUCAAAGUCGGCGAGACGGCCAUUCGGAAAUGCAUGCGCGAACAGUUGGCGAUGUUGAGGCAGGAUACGUUCGAUGCUCUUGGCCAAUAUCCGACGAUGAUGGGCGAGAUUGGCGUCCCGUUCGACCUGGACAAGAAGAAGGCUUACCAGGAUGGCGACUACACGGCUCAGAUGCGAGCCCUCGACGCGAGUCUCAACGCGUGCGAUGGAACCAAUGCGCUCAACUACACCGUUUGGACCUACUGCCCCGAUAAUUCUCACCAAUGGAGUGAUCGAUGGAACGGCGAAGAUCUUAGCAUUUGGUCCCCAGACGAUGCGGAGCGGAUGGAUGAUUUCCGAGGCUCGAAUGUGCGCCUCGAUCUCAUGGGUCGCAUCCCCGUAACCCGAGCUCGAGCAGCUUCGAAAGCGAGCCCGUUGGAUUUAUCACGAAAUAGCUCAUCGGCUCAGCUUUCUGCGAUGGGGGAGACGAUCGCCGCACAUCCUUCGUAUGCGAUCGGCGCUGCCUCUCUUGCGCUCGUCGUGCCGGUGCAGGGCAAUGGUGCCAGGCUCACCUCGUCGAGCUCAGCGAGCUCAUCGCAGCGCGAAUUUUCCAAAUCACGAGACGAGCAUUCGCCGUCCAGCACUUCCUCCACCUCGUCGCUGCCUCCUCUUGCCUCGCAACCGGCGUGCUACCCCUUCGAAUCCGAGAGGAUCAUCUCUCUCAACGAUGGUGCUCGAGCAAUCGCGGCUUUCUGUCGACCUUACCCGAUCUUAACCGUCGGUACACCAACCAACAUCAACUUUGACAUCCGCUCAUCCAAGUUCUCUUUCGAAGUCGAGCUUGACUCGGACGACUUUACUUCGGACCAAGGCGAGCUCGCAACAGAGGUCUUUGUUCCUUUGAUCCACUACGCCGCGUACCCUUCCCGCGUCAGUCAACUCAUCAAGAAUGACGAUAACGCUUUGGUGAAGCUCACCACUCCGACCGCUGCGAACUAUGCGGUCUAUCACUCGAAACGAACGCCCCCUGCCCCUACCAAGCACGAGGACGCGUCGGACGAGUUGGACGCGAGAGGCGCUCAACUCGCUUCAAGUUUGACUGAGCUUGAGGAUCCGUCCAAAUUGGCGCUCAAAGUCAAGGUUUCGGCGGGAAGGUGGGAGACUGAAGGGCAACGAUUAAAGUGGUAUUACCCUCGACCGACUCAAGGCAAGGUCAUGCUCAAGAUUGAGAUCGAGAGGGAAAAGGGGGCGAUUCCGAAAUGGUCAGUGAAACAUCCUUACGUUCGAAGAGGAACCCCAUACUGAAUGUCUUCCCGUCUUUCCUCUAUCCGCCAGGGUCAAUCAAUGGGAACGUACGCCAAAACUUUGAAGGUUCUGUGAUCGCUGCGUUACUUACCCGACCUCCCUCCCUUGUACCCACACAGGACGGCGCAUCAAUGCCCAGCAUGCGCCAACGUUUGGAAGAACUGCGAGCGCUCAAACCUUCGGACGCGUGCUGCGUUCAGUAGCAUGGUCGGCCAUAUGUGUGGGUCUCGUGUGGACCUUGUAUCGUUGCUUUGUUUAA
Microbotryum saponariae is the source of this 3174-nucleotide messenger RNA. Lineage: Eukaryota; Fungi; Basidiomycota; Microbotryomycetes; Microbotryales; Microbotryaceae. The record is from the annotation of a GenBank genome assembly.